CUUCCUCUCCAGUCUUUACCUCCCAAACUGUGGCUUCAAAUCAAACAAUGAAAAGGAAACACACUUGCGCCACUCUCUCUUCAAGACUUCAACAGUCCCUCACUUCCCCUAAAAGCAAGUAAAUAACCAUCAUGCCGCUAACCUCCACUCCCGCUCGCUUAACUCUCCUUGCUCUCCUCUCCGCCACCACAAUCUACUGCUUCUACAAAUCUCGCCGCCUCAAAAAAAUCUCCCUAAACCCUAACCCUAACAAACCCAAACUCUUCUUCAUCUCCCAAACUGGCACUUCCAAAACCCUAGCUCAUCGUCUCCACAAUCUCCUAGCCUCAAACAAUCUCCAUUUUGACCUCAUCGACCCUCAGAAUUACGAGCCUGAGGACCUCUUCAAAGAAAAAUUGGUCAUAAUUAUCGCUUCCACUUGGGAAGAUGGUAAACCGCCUCAAAAUGCCAAAUUCUUCGCGAAUUGGCUUGCCGAAAGCGCUGACGACUUUCGUGUCGGUUCGUUGAUGCUCUCGGAAUGUAAGUUCGCGGUUUUUGGUGUAGGAAGUAGAGCUUAUGGCGAGACAUUUAAUGCUGUGGCUAAAGAUUUUUCGCGGCGGUUGAGGGAUUUGGGAGCGAAGGAGGUUGUGGGAGUUGGGGAGGGUGAUGUGGAUGGUGGUGAAUUGGAUGGGGUUUUUGAGGAGUGGAGUGGGAGAUUAGCUAGGGUUUUGAAAGGAGAGAGUGUGGAGAAUGGAGAGGUUUGUGGAAAUGGAGUGGUUGUUAUUGAUGAGAGCGAUGACGAUGAGGACGAUGGUGGGGUGGAAUCGGACAUUAUUGAUCUUGAAGAUAUUGCGGGUAAAGGGCCGUCAAGGAGGUCACUUGCCGUGGCUCAAAGUAAUGGGAAAUUAAAUGGAGAGAAUGGGAAAUUGAAUGGUCAAAAAGAAAUGGUGACUCCGGUGAUCAGAGCAAGCUUAGAAAAGCAGGGAUACAAAAUCAUUGGUUCGCAUAGUGGUGUUAAGAUUUGUAGAUGGACCAAAUCACAACUUAGAGGGCGAGGAGGUUGCUACAAGCACUCUUUUUAUGGAAUCGAAAGUCAUAGGUGCAUGGAGGCAACUCCUAGUUUGGCAUGCGCCAACAAAUGUGUUUUCUGUUGGAGACAUCACACAAAUCCUGUAGGAAAGAGUUGGCAGUGGAAAAUGGAUGAUCCUCUGGAGAUUGUGAAUUCUGCCAUUGAUCUGCAUACAAAGAUGAUUAAGCAAAUGAAAGGAGUUCCUGGUGUUACUCUUGAGCGAUUGAAUGAAGGUCUCUCUCCCAGGCAUUGUGCUUUAUCACUUGUUGGUGAACCUAUUAUGUAUCCAGAGAUUAAUACACUAGUGGAUGAGCUGCACCGAAGGCAGAUAUCCACAUUUCUAGUAACAAAUGCACAGUUCCCUGAGAAGAUUCUAAUGCUGAAGCCUGUAACCCAGUUAUAUGUCAGUGUAGAUGCUGCAACAAAGGAAAGCCUGAAGGCAAUUGAUAGACCACUUUUUGGUGAUUUUUGGGAGCGAUUUAUUGAUUCUUUGAAAUCCCUCAAGGAGAAGCAACAACGGACUGUUUAUCGUCUGACACUGGUUAAAGGGUGGAACACAGAGGAUUUAGAUGCUUAUUUUAACCUCUUUAGCGUUGGACAGCCUGAUUUCAUUGAAAUUAAAGGCGUUACCUACUGUGGAUCGUCCGCCACAUCAAAGUUGACGAUGGAGAAUGUGCCUUGGCAUUCUGAUGUGAAAGCUUUCUCAGAGGCCAUGGCUCUUAAAAGCAAAGGGGAAUAUGAGGUUGCUUGUGAGCAUGUCCACUCAUGUUGUGUCCUUUUGGCAAAAACUGAGAAGUUCAAAGUUGAUGGCCAAUGGUUCACUUGGAUAGAUUAUGACAAGUUCCAUGAUCUGGUUGCUUCUGGUAAACCUUUCGAUAGCAAGGACUACAUGGCUGCCACACCAUCUUGGGCUGUUUAUGGAGCUGACGAAGGUGGAUUUGAUCCGGAUCAAUCUCGGUAUAGGAAAGAGCGACAUCAUAAAACCAACCACUGAUCAACCAGGUUGAAGAAUUUCGUGACUCUUAAGUUGGGCAAUUCCUCGUAUUUACUAAAGCAUUUCUUUUAUUUCAACUUUUUCCUUGCAUUCUGCCACCAAAAAUGCUCGCCUCUGUUUUUACCUUGUUCGUGGCUUCUCCGCCCCGUCAGAGUCAGUGAUGGAGAGAGAAAGAUUUUAGAUAUAUCGUUGCCUGCAUGUCUAGGAAGUGGUUCUUAACCACGUGAAGUUCAACAACAUGAUUUUAUUAUCUAAGUGCUUUCUGUCAAACAAAGUUGUAAGAUGUGAUUUAUAUUAUUUUUUAAUAUAUUUUUUUAAGUGAAAA
This is a messenger RNA of Populus trichocarpa (black cottonwood), 2367 nucleotides long. Its product is annotated as S-adenosyl-L-methionine-dependent tRNA 4-demethylwyosine synthase. Lineage: Eukaryota; Viridiplantae; Streptophyta; Magnoliopsida; Malpighiales; Salicaceae. The coding region runs from base 132 to 2042 and encodes 636 amino acids. Gene Ontology annotation, biological process: wybutosine biosynthetic process. Gene Ontology annotation, molecular function: FMN binding; catalytic activity; 4 iron, 4 sulfur cluster binding. The record is from RefSeq and is a predicted model, not a curated record. The transcript is spliced from 9 exons.